This is a messenger RNA of Clunio marinus, 285 nucleotides long. NCBI's taxonomy places the organism in Eukaryota, Metazoa, Arthropoda, Insecta, Diptera, Chironomidae. The record is from the annotation of a GenBank genome assembly.
AUGCGCAAUCCUCACAAAUUAAGUACGCUGAACCCGAGAAAUGAAAAUAACAGAGAAAGAACGAAAUUGAAACAACCAAAAUUCAACACCAUAAUCCGAUUAAUGCCAUUUUUCAACGUGAAAUUUUUCCACAACAGAACACAAAAAAUGAUUUAUGCAAUUGCCAGGGUGAAUCAUAUCAUCAGCUUAACUAUAUUGCAUGUGCAAUGUCAUGUGUGCAUUUUCAGGGGUUACUCAUCAAACACAUGUCAAAAUUUCGGCUCGUGCCACCAAAAUAUGAGUUGA